AUGGCGAGAGAUUUCAAGCUCAUUUUCGCCAUUUCUCUACUGCUUCUGCUUCUGGAGUGUUGCCACGGUGGCAAGGUCGGAGUUUGUUACGGAAGAAGCGCCGACGAUCUUCCAACACCGGAAAAAGUCGUCCAGCUCAUCAAACAGCACAACAUCCAAUACGUCAGAAUCUACGAUUACAACCCUCAAGUCCUCAAAGCAUUUGCAAACACAAGCAUCGAGCUAAUGAUCGGAGUCCCAAACUCCGACCUCAACGCCUUCUCCCAAUCCCAAUCAAACGCAGACACGUGGCUAAAAAACAGCGUCUUGCCACACUACCCAACAACCAAGAUCACCUACAUAACCGUCGGAGCCGAAUCCACCGACGAUCCACACACCAACGCUUCCUCCUUCGUCGUCCCGGCGAUGCAGAACGUCCUAACCGCUCUCCGUAAAGUCGGUCUGAGCAGAAGGAUCAAAGUCUCGACGACUCUCUCCCUCGGCGUCCUCUCAAGAUCUUUCCCUCCUUCCGCCGGAGCUUUCAACAGCAGCUACGCCUACUUCUUGAGGCCAAUGCUCGAGUUCCUCGCAGAGCAUCAGUCUCCUUUCAUGAUCGAUCUUUAUCCUUACUACGCUUACAGAGACUCUCCGAGCAACGUGACUUUGGACUACGUCUUGUUCGAGUCUUCCUCCGAAGUCAUCGACCCAAACACAGGUCUCCUCUACAAGAACAUGUUCGAUGCUCAAGUCGAUGCGCUCUACUACGCUCUCACGGCGUUAAACUUCAGGACGAUCAAGAUCAUGGUCACAGAGACUGGAUGGCCAACGAAAGGCUCCCCGAAGGAGAAAUCAGCCGCGUCUCCGGACAACGCAGAGACGUACAACACGAACAUUAUCCGCCACACGGUGACCAACCAAGGCACGCCUGCAAAGCCGGGAGAGUCGAUGAACGUUUACAUAUUCUCGUUGUUCAACGAGAACAAGAAGUCGGGUUUGGAUUCGGAGAGAAACUGGGGGUUGUUUUACCCUGACCAGACUAGUGUUUACCAGCUGGAUUUCACGGGGAAGAACAACGGAGUUCGGUGGAAUUCGAGCGGUGGAAACUCGAGUGGGAGUAGUAGAUGGUGUAUUGCUUCUGCUAAAGCUUCGGAGAGAGAUCUGAAAGGUGCUUUGGAUUGGGCUUGUGGUCCGGGGAAUGUUGACUGCACGGCUAUUCAACCGAGCCAGCCUUGUUUCCAACCAGACACGUUGGUUUCUCAUGCUUCUUUCGUGUUUAAUAGCUACUUCCAGCAGAACAGAGCGACAGAUGUUGCUUGUAGCUUCGGAGGAGCUGGUGUUAGAGUCAACAAAGACCCUAGUUAUGACAAAUGCAUAUACAUAACAGCAGGAGGGAACAAAACCAAGGUGACGAAUGCAACUGCAUUGACCUCCUCUGCUUCAACUUCUCAUGGAAACAAGCUGGCCAGAUGGAUUUUGAGACUCUGUCUCGUGAUCUUGUUGUUGUUUCGGUUUUGA
Molecule: messenger RNA, 1494 nt
Organism: Microthlaspi erraticum
Lineage: Eukaryota; Viridiplantae; Streptophyta; Magnoliopsida; Brassicales; Brassicaceae
Source: the annotation of a GenBank genome assembly